Molecule: messenger RNA, 6158 nt
Organism: Thunnus maccoyii (southern bluefin tuna)
Lineage: Eukaryota; Metazoa; Chordata; Actinopteri; Scombriformes; Scombridae
Gene: cep295
Product: centrosomal protein 295
Exons: 29
Coding region: 277-6066 (1929 amino acids)
Biological process (GO): regulation of centriole replication
Cellular component (GO): centrosome; cytosol; centriole
Source: RefSeq, a predicted model, not a curated record
CGUAUAGGACAAUAACGUUCACUCUUUUUUUAGGUUGGCAUGGCUCUACGAUGGUAAACACAACUUCCAGGGCUGAUUUAGUCUCCUUUCGGCACUUUCUGUGCUCUUGCGAUACGAAUUCGCCUUUGCUCUACGUUUUAAAUGUUUCUUUUAAAUGUCCGUGUAACUUUAAGUUGCAAUGUUAGUGAAGCUAGCCAACAUUAACCAGCACGGCUAGCGGAGUUGCUAACUUGCGAUUGUCUUGUGGAGAAUGUCCACAAGCAUAUUUGAAGAAAAAUGAAGAGAAAAGUGGCCAAAUUAAGACUGAGCCCAAACGAAGAGGCUCAGCUGAUACGAGAAGAACAUGAAAGGAGGAGAAAACUGCGAAUACAGCAGGUGCGGGAGCAGCAGCGGUACAUCGCGCUGCAGAUCCGCCGAGAUGUUGAGCAGAGACGAAAGCGUGAAAUGGAGCAGCUGGAAGAGGAGCUGAGGAAGGACUGGGAGCGACAGCAGAGGGAGAAACUCCACACACUGCAGAGGUUAUAUCAGGAGAGCCUCCAGCUUAUUGGCCAGGGACACAGAAGUGCAAAAGAAAAUGAACCGGACAUGGCAGCCAUAGCUCAGAGGGAGGCGGAAAAUCACUCCAAAGCAGAACAGCGCUAUAGAGAAGCCCUGAAGGAGGUCAAAUCACAGAGGCUUAAAGACCAUGAAAGGCAAAACCGAUCCAUCAAUGCCAGGAGAAAGGCUUUGCAGGCAGAAAAGGAAAGAUCAGCAAAGGUUGCGAGCCUCCCACCACCUCCUGCAAACCCCAUUCAGAACAUCGACUCCAGGAAGCCACAUGUAGUAAAGAAAUCUGAUGUGAGCGCCUUUGCUGCCACGCAUUACCACAUGCCUGAGACCACAGUGGACAGAGAGGAAGACACAAAGCAGCCUAAUGCCCACGAGGGAGCUGAGGUGGAGGUGAGGAGACUGCAAGACUUACAGAGGGAUGAAGAGAGGAAGAGAGAGGAGCAGCUCGAGAAGGCUCGUCUCAGGGGGAAACAAGCUCUGAGGAGGGAGCAGCUCGUGCAGGAUCGCGAGCGCUUGCUUGUUGAACUGGAGCACAUGCAGCAGACAGACCUGCUGAGGAGGAGACAGCAGGUGUCACAGAUGCCUCCUCAGAUCUUCCAGCCUCUCUACAAGAGACAGGAGAUGAGGGACGACUUCCAGAGGGAGAUGGAGUUUGCCUUUGAAGACAUGUAUACUGGAGAGAGGAGGGUUAAAGGUGACCUAGUUGUCCAGCUGGUACCUGAGCCUCUGCCAGCUCUGUCAACAGGCAGCCAGGACCAAGAGCUGGACGUCACACUGGACGAAAUCGCCACACCGGAAGCAGAAAACACACAACAGGGCGCUGAGCAAGAAGCAGGAAGCACUGAGCAGGAAAUGUCUGCUCAAGCGGAGCCCUCCAGACCUGCUCCCAGACGGGCAUUGAGGAAGCUCCUGGAUCGUAUCAGGAACCAGAGGAACCAGUGGACUAACCACGGCGGCCGCGUCCCCGCAGCCGAUUCACUGACCAUCAUCACAGAUCAGAUCCCAGAGCGGGACACGACCAUCGACACAGGCUCUCUGACCAGCGAGGAGAGAGACAAAGCUACCCCCGUCGAGCUCCCUGAGCCCACCCGCUCACCACCACCUUUGGAGACAACGGAGCUGUCAGCUGCAGCAGAUGUUCUACUUCCUGAUGUUCUCGCCAACAGAAUCCAAGAAUUUGAAGAAGAACGAAAGAAAAGGGAAGUGGAGCUCGAGAGGCAGAAGCAGCAGCAGAUAGUCUUGCUCCAGGAGCUCGAGGAACAAAAGGCCAAACUGGAGCAGAUGCUGCUCGAGGCCCAGCAGGAGAGAGAAGACCUGAAGGCUGCUGUGACCCAGGAAGUGCCUGUUAACCAACCAGAAGUACCUGUCCAUGACCAGGAAGUCACCCACGAUGUAGAGCUGUUGCCUCCUGCUAGUGAAGACGACCAUACCAGAAGGGUCAGAGAAUACCAACAGCGGCUGCUGGAACAAAACAGAAUUCACCAGAGGUCUGUGGAAGUGGCUCGGCAGCGUCUGGAGGAAUACCAGCGAGCUCUACGAAUACGUUACAACAUGACCGCCACAUCGUUGCAGCACGCUGUCGUGCCUCCAGGCCUCAUUCACCCACCUCUACACAACACUCAUCGUGUACAUCUUCCAACUCCUCUGCAACUCACUACAACUCCUGCAGUGCCUUCACACAUUCCAGCUAAGCUGCAAACCCCUGUGGAAGUUCCCACAAGAGAGUCAGACUUAAUGGCUGCACCUCAUCAGUAUCUCCCUGGCUCUAGUUUCAGUGUUGACUCCAGGUUGUUGUCCGAUGAAGAGGAAUUUAUUUCCAACAUUUCCAGGACCCAGAUACAAGACGUCACCGCCCGGCUGACUGGCAGCAUAAUGGAGAGAGUAACGGAGCACCUUCCAGAGAGAUUGAGACCUUCCUCUGUCACCUCGGAGCCACUGCCUUACAAAAUGUUCACAACACAUCACUCAACCACCAGCACCCACCUCCAGCCAGCCUCUGAUCCCAUCCAAGCUGCUAGCCUGAGCGUUUCAGAUGAUGCCCCUCUGAGUUCAGGCCAAACAAGAGUGAACACUGGGACUUUACUGCAUGGCGCCCUGCAGACUGGGUCCCUGAGAGAGGACGACGUGGAGAGUCAGAGACGAGAGCUUCGGGAGAUCCAGAGACAGGUGCUGGAGCAGAGGGAGGCGGUGGCGCUGCAGCAGAGGCAACAAGAAAGGGAGCGGCAGAGACAGGAAGAGCAGUGGCAAAGACAGGAAGUGGAGAUGGAGCAGAUGAGGCGACAAAGGGAGGCGUUGGAGGCUCUGAUAAGUGCUGAUGCACAACCGACUCCAGAGGUUGCCAGUGAAGUGUUGGCUUCAGAGGACAUCGGUCAGACCCGCAUCAAGUUACUUGCAUCCCUGCUCAGAGCUAUAGAGGAGUCUAACGGAGGAACUCUGUCACACCUUGAAAACCAUGAGGAGAGAGAUGGUUCCCCUCAACAACAGCCAUCUAGCAGGGAUGAGACAGAUCCCAUCACCCAGAGCAGUGUUCCUGCCCCAACCUCAGUCCUCCCUUCAGGACUCCUCCUCCCUCCUCCUCGAGCAGCAAAGCCCCCGGUGACCCACGUCAGGCUCGGCAUCAUGGAGGUGACUGAACAACAUGAGCUCAGUGCUAUUCAAGAGGUGGAGACCCCAGUCAACAUCAGCCAAGUCACAGGCCCGGAAGAUGGUGUGAAGGCGCUGACACACGCUGCAGACUGGGUUCUGCAGGAGGAAUCUGAAUCGUCUGUGGCCUCUGACAGGACUUUGCAGACACCCUCUGUGUCCAGCAGCGAGCACCAGGCUGCUGAAAGACCAACCGGCUCCGGGACAAGCUCAAGAAGAUCCAGCCAUCUCAUCUGGAGAGAGAGGCUGCUGACGGGGGCAGGAACAUCUCCAGAGUCCUCUGAGUCUGAUUCAUUCCGGAGAAUCAUCUCACCGAUUUCCUCUGACUCUGGGAGAGGAGCUGAUUACUCAGGUCCUGGAAUCACAAGCUACAGAUCCUUCACAGAGUCUGCACAUAGGCCUCCUGAUUCUGACUGCCUCUCCUCCACCACCAUCUCCACUGGCAGCUACAUCACCACCGAUCCUGAACAAAACUUAAACACUGAUGAAUCUCCGCACCACAGACGUUGUGUAGAAGAAGGAGGAGAAGCACAUUUACUCGACGUCUCCUCUCCAUCCGGUCAAAGCUCCUGUAUUAAAGACAGCUCAGCUGCAGGCCGUCCUGCUCUGACUGUAGAAUCUGUGUUUAAUGACAGCAGCAUCCAGCGCAUCAUUGACAGAUACACAAGGGAGCUAAACAUCUCCCUCAGCACCGCUGGGAAAACCGCAGACAGUGAAGGCUCGUUUGUGGAGGAGCCUAGCUCUUCAGUCUCCCAGCAGUCUUUGCUUCAAGUGUCUGAGAGGAGACGAGAGGAUGAAAGAUCUACAGGUCAUCAGUCUCUUCCUUCAGAUGCAGCAGGGGCAGAGAGGAGCGGCCCGGAAUGGGAUAAUACAGUCAAUCCGAUCCUGGAGCACUUCUCAGGCGAGGAUCCGUCACUGGCUGAGGACUCUUUCAGACCUCUGAUUGGCCGGCCAGCAGAUCAGUCGUCCUGCCUCGCUGCUGAUCCGAGAGAGUCAACCAUGGAGCAACUGAUCAGUCAACCGUCGGCUCACUCAUCCAUGAUCGGUCAGUUUCCAGGUCCGCCGGCUUCAGCGAGCGCGGAUCAAGGUGGAUGGGAUUCCACUCUGAGUCGUAUGAUCGGUCGACUCUCCCAUCCAUCAAGCUCUCAUUGGCUGAGCGGCGGGCAGGACUUUUAUGCGGGUGAACUGAUUGCUCAGAUGGAGGCGGAGCAGUCGACCACCUGGUUGGACGAGGGUGCGGAGGAGAGCCGGAUGAGACCGCUGGUUGGGGAGCUGGAUGAGACUACGGGCCAGCAGAGUGGAAGUUCAGGUGAAAGAACCUGUGUGGAUCUCGGUGUCUCGACCGAUGCCAGCGUACCUUCAUACCCAACGCUGCCUCCUGACGCCUCAUCACACAGCGCUUCUGUUCCAGAUGUGACUCCACAUCCACAGUACCAGACACAGCAGAACCAGACCAGUCCAAUGGAACUGGGCCCAGAGAGCACUGAAGUGUUUCAAGGCUCUGACUCAUUUCACUCGCUCCUGGCUGAGGUCACGCACAAUGAAACGGUGGACCCUUCAAUGAUCUUUCACCAGCCACAACACGACGCGCCAAGCUCUCCUGAACGACAGCCACCGAGCGGGGAGCACAGCGUUUCCACUCACUCCGAAGACUUUGAAACUCGCACUAAUCCUUCGGUUGAGUCUGAACCGUCACCUGAGUGCCUUAGAACAGAGGAGCCGCACAGGACAACAUCCACCGCCUUACACGAAUCCUUCUCCCAGCUCGUCACCUCCCAGUGCCACCCCCAUGAAUCUGUCCUCGUGAUGUCUCCCACUGCUCAGGAUGUGGAGCUAACGGCUCAGAGUCUGUCUAAUUUAACAGUGUGUGAUUCAACACCUACGCUCAACAUGCCGCAGCCAGAGGGAGGAGAGGCAGACAGAAACUGCCUUUCUGAAAGGCACGAAGAUUCAGUCCUGUUUGGUGACCUCCAUGCACGAGAACUGAAGUCUGAGCAGAGUUCAAACCUGAAGAAUGAUGUUCCUCUCUCAGAUAAGAUAUUGGAAGCUGCCAGUAAGAAGGGGAUCCUGGAGCAGUCAGAGAUAACACUACUGAGCAUGACAGACACCACACUGGACAAAGACACAACCGUCUCUGAGGACGAGGGAACGUGGGAAGACAAACACGUAGAGGAGUCGAGGGAGGAGGAGCAGACGGGCCGAGAGACAGAGGAGCCAGAAACCACUUUAACAGAGGAGACUCCAGCUGCUUUAAAAGAGGACAAAGACCAAACACAUCCAGCGAUGCUCCUGGAGUUUCAGUGGGGUCCAAGCAGAGACCAGCAGGAGGUCCACCAGAAGAAGCGCAGCGCUCUUCUCCAGAGAUCAUCUCGCAGGGUGGAGGAAAUCAAGGCCAAAGGGGCUCUUCUCAAGACUCAACGCGAGAUCCAAGCUCCCGCUGAAACCGGAGAGCAGUCUAAAGCUAAGGAGUCUCCACCGGUCACCUGUAAGGCCAAGACGAAGUCAGAACCUCAAGACCUUAAGAAGAACCUUGAGACUAACACCAAGUCAAAGGGAGGAAAGGCUGAGCAGGCUGGAGAUGAAACUGUUGAGAAAUCCGGCUUCAUCAAGCAGAAAAAGCCUCAACUUCACCCUCCAGUGAGUGAUUCUAGGCUGAAAAACGUGGAUGAAGUGAAGAUCUGCACACCUGAGCAAAGGAGACGGGAUGUGUCUGAGAUGCACAAGAGAACUCAGAGACUGUAUGAGCAGCUGGAGGAGGUGAAGCAUCAGAAAGAGGUCCGCAGCAGACAGGAAGCUUACGCCAAAAACCGACUGAAGGCCAAAGAAUUCCACCAGAAAACCUUACAGAAGCUUCGUGCCAAGCAGACUCGGUAGCGGUCGACUUUGAAUGUGUUGUAGUUUUUUUUAACUUUUUGUAAAUUUAAGUUAAUUUGUAGAAUUGUCAAUAAAGCAUUAAGUUAUUUGAA